AAGAAAAGAAAUACAAGUAUAAAAUAGAAUAAGGAAACAAUAACAAACAAUAGAACAAUUUCUUUCACAACAAGGAGAUAACAUACCGAUUUUCCAUUAUUCUUUAUGCGUUAAACUUUUAAAAAACGUUUUUGACUUUUGAAACUCUGAAAUUUCCAAGCUCUUUCUAGAACACUUUUGAGCAAAAUGUCAAAAUUUCUGAAUUUUCUGCAGCAUUUCCACUUUUCAAAUUCUGAAACUUUGAGUUUUUUUUCUAGAAUGUUUUUGAGAUUUUUCUACCUAAAAUGAUCCUAAUACGCCUUCAUAGGAACAGUUAAUCUGUUUUUUUUUCACAACUAAAAUAGUCAAAGAAUUAUGAUUCAGCAGUAAACGUAUUAGUGCCCUCUGGUGUUCAGAGGAGGAAGUUCCUGGUUUAUCAGUGAAGCAGGAAGAGAAGCAGAGUUAGAAACCAUCAGCAGCUCAGGAUGAAGGUUCGUCUCACUCUGAUCUGCCUCUUCUUCCUCACAGCUCUGCAGGAUGGAGAAACUCUGAGAACCUACACAGAAAAUGAAGGAGGAAGCAUCACAGUUAGAUGUGAAUUUGGUUACUCUGGAGUGAAAAGGUUCCUUUGUAAGAAAACUUGUGAAGGAAAAAAUAUUCUCAUUGUAACAACUGAAGAAACAGAUCAGAGAGGCAGAUUCAGCAUCAGAUAUGAAAAAAGAAAUAUUUUUUCAUCUGAUUUUCUGUAUGUGAGCAUCACUGAUCUGAAACCGUCAGACUCAGGACGGUACCGGUGUUGCUCUGAUGAAACCUUAGAUGGAACUCUAUACGAUGAUUUUUAUCUUGUUGUGAUUGAAGCUUCUACCACAACCGCAACAACAACAUCAAGAAGAACGACAGCAGCAACAGCAACAGCAGCAACAGCAGCAGCAACAGCAACAGCAGCAACUCAGAGUCAGAGUUUCUCUCUUUCUCCAUCUGAAUCCGUCAAACUCUCUGAGAAACCAGUUGCAGCUUCUGGUUCACCAUCUGUUCAUGUUGAUGAGAUGAUUUGGGUCUGUUAAAGUUCAUCAGCGACAUUCAGAGCUGUUAAAGGAAAAACCUCUUAGUAAUAAAUUUCAAAACUCUCACGAUUAAAUAAAUAAAUACAAAAACAAAAGGGGGUAAACCAACAUCUGAUUCGUUUAAAAAGUUUUGUUCUUGGGUUCAUUUUAGUUUAUUGAAGGACAAAGAGAAUAUCAGAACUCCCACAGAUGGUGGUUUACUGACUCAAUGGAUGAAAACCCACAAAGACCUUAACUCUCAGUAUGCAAGUUAAAAAAAGGGAAAAUGUUUUCACAUUUGUUGAAAUUGUCACAGUGUAAUACAAGACAGUUAAUUUAUGAAAAGAUCAAUUUCCUCCACCUCCUCUCUGAGCUACUAUUGCUGUCUGAAGAAAUGCAACCAAUCAGAGCCAGGAGGCGGGUCUUAGCGCUGUCAAUCAAUGCUAAUGGCAGAGAACCAACUUAUUGUUACAUGAAAAUCAUCUUUCUACCAUCGUCAUCGGUGGCUAUGCUAGUUUUAGCAUUUAUGGCAAAAAGCUGAUUUAGUUGGACAGAGACACAUCCAGGACGAGGCUGUGAUAGUUAUUUACUUUACUGUAGUUUAGUUUCAUUUUUGUGACUUUUUUUCUAAUUCAGUUAGUUUUAAGUAGUUUUUUAGUGUGUUUGCUCGUUUAUUAGUUAUUAUUGAUUAAAAUUGAUUAAAUAUUGCUUAGUUCCAGUUUAGUUUUUAUUAGUUAUAGUAAUAGUUCUAAGUUUUUGAAUUCUGGACCUAAAGAUUAACUAAAGCAUUGUAUUGUGAUUGUUCAUACAUCGAUUGGGUAAUGAAUAUUUAACAGAGGAUACAAUUUAAAAGUUUUGCUGUCGUCGUUUGUAGGUUUCCUCUUUGGUUCUUUAUGCUGCAAACUGUAGACAUCCAAUAUGUUAUAUUAAUACAGAGAAAUGUGUAGAAAUGCUGACAUUUAAAUGUUACUUGAAAGAUAAAUGUCAUCAGCUGUUGGAUCAGAUGCACCACAUUUACCACUUUUCCUGAUCAAACCAAACUGUUUUCUCUUCAACGCCCCUGCAGAUCUGCAGCUUUAUGUGGUUUUGUCUUUGGUCGUCAAGAUCAUCUUGUUAUCAACACCUUUGGUUAUUUUCUGCAGAAAGAGGAGAACCAUGAAAAGCAAAGAUUCUGCUGUGGAAACUGAGAACGCAGAAAAAAUAUUUACAAUUUAUUCCUGAACUGAAACAAUCAGAGCUCAAAGUACAGAUGAAGAACGUAGAAGUAGGAGGAUUGUGACCUCUGGUGUUCAGAGGAGGAACUGCAUCCUGCAGAGAAGUUUCUGGUUUAUCAGUGAAGCAGGAAGAGAAGCAGAGUUAGAAACCAUCAGCAGCUCAGGAUGAAGGUCUGUCUCACUCUGAUCUGCCUCUUCCUCCUCACAGCUCUGCAGGAUGGAGAAACUCUAGGAACCUACAGAGGAAAUGAAGGAGGAAGCAUCACAGUUAGAUGUGAAUUUGGUUACUCUGGAGAGAAAACGUUCCUUUGUAAGGAAACCUGUGAAGGAGAAAAUAUUCUCAUUGAAACAACUGAAGACAGGGAUGAGAACGGCAGAUUCAGCAUCAGAUAUGAAAGAAGAAAUAUUUUUUCAUCUGAUUUUCUGUAUGUGUGGAUCACAGAUCUGAAACCGUCAGACUCAGGACGGUACCGGUGUCGCUCCGAUGAAACCUUACAUGGAACUCUAUACGAUGAUUUUUAUCUUGUUGUGAUUGAAGAUUCUUCAAAACCAAAAUGGACUCCGAGACCUUUUAUAGAAUCACCUUUUAUCCCAGCAACCUCCACAAAAACAACAAUAAAAACAACAACAGCAGCAACAGCAACAACAACUCAGAGUCAGAGUUUCUCUCCUUCUCCAUCUGAAACCAUCAAACUCUCUGAGAAACCAGCUGCAGCUCCAGAUCUGCUGCUUUAUGUGGGUCUGACUCUGGGCCUCCUGAUCGUCUUGUUAGCGACGACUUUGCUGAUUUUCUGCCAGAAGAAACGUUUCCAUCAACAGAAAGGUCCUCCGGUGAAAAUAGAGCCUGCUGACUUCACAACGAGCAACACCGUUUAUGAGGAGAUCAGAGAGGAGGACAGAGAGAACAAACCUCCUGCUGCGGAAAUAUCUUCAGUUUACGUUUGCGUCCAACCCGACAAACCAAACGCAGCUGAAAGCAACGAAAUAUACAGCCUGGCCAGUAAACCGCAGGGGCAAACUAAAGAGGAAGACAUAGAGUACUCUGAAGUGCAGCUGCCAAACGUUGCUGCCGGCUCGAACGGCCGCCAUCUUGCUGCUUCAGAUAACGUCACCUAUUCAGAUCCUCGCUUAGCUUAGCCACAACCUCUGGUAGCCAUGGCAACGGAUCACCUCCUCUUUAGUCCAUUACUGUACGAGUCUAGCUUUGCCGUGGUUCUGCUGUUUGUUUGUCCUGAGAGAAAACUCAAACUCAUUAGCUCUGUAAUUAGCCUUGAGCUAACAGUCACUAAAACUGUAAAUUUGAUUCAUUUGCUUUUGUAGGACACAUGCUGACCUGAUUUACUGGACCGUAAAAUCCAUAUAAUAUGGACUCAGACACAGUGACAAUAUCAAAAUCAGUCCACAUGGUGACUCUUUGAGAUUUUACUACAAACGCAUAACAAACUGAAUAAUCAGUUCAAUGUUUGAGUUUAAUAUGGCAGUUUUUGUUUUUCACACUGUUAACUGAGAUCACCUGCUUUGCACUUUUCUUGCCUGUAUUUUCAGUUUACAUCUGUUAGAACAGUUAGCAAAUAUUUUCAUUUUUUAAAACAUUUUCUAAUUGCUAAAUAUUUGGGCAAUUUUUAUCAUCAUUGUUGUACAUUUGUAAAAUAGGCAAAUAAAUAUUAUCUGAUGCUGGUUAUAAUAACUGUAAUUUAGUUGCACUCUGUAAAACGUAUGCAUAAAACUAUGAAGCAACUUCCAGACAAACAGCUUAAAGUUUAAAUGAAUGAGGGCAGAACUUAAAAACUUCUUCACUUUGCGGUGGAAACGGACGAAAGAGGAACUGAAACAAUGCUGCUGCACCAGCAGCUCAAAACGUGGAGCAGAAAUAUAUGUUUUAGAAAAGUACAGGAAAAAAGAAGAAUUUUUAUUGGGUAUAAUUGUACAUGCAUGUGUGGUGAUUGAAAUAGGAUUACUAACAUAGCCCAAUAUUAAACAUUAUUAAAGUUUGGUUUAUUAGAAAAGUC
This is a messenger RNA of Xiphophorus couchianus (Monterrey platyfish), 4245 nucleotides long. RefSeq lists its product as uncharacterized. Gene Ontology annotation, cellular component: plasma membrane. Bases 2402 to 3373 code for a protein of 323 amino acids. The transcript has 11 exons. Gene Ontology annotation, molecular function: transmembrane signaling receptor activity. The record is from RefSeq and is a predicted model, not a curated record. Lineage: Eukaryota; Metazoa; Chordata; Actinopteri; Cyprinodontiformes; Poeciliidae.